GUCCGAAGUUUGAGCUAAUAUACCAAAUACUAAACAUUUUGCGAAUAUUUAAACCAAUUUAAACCCUACAAAUAUUAAAUAAAAUAAUGUCAGAAGAAGAAGUGAUCAAAAGAAGACUAGUAUUUGAUGGUGAUGGUACAGGGGAUGAUAGGCGAUUCAAUUUAAUGGUUAAAAUGACAACCAAAUUGUUCAACUCUGAUGACCAUGCAGAUGAUUACAUGCAAUAUGAUAAAAUUUUAGCUCAAUUGAGUUUGAUUGAACACUCUCGUAGGCGUUCAGAGUUGGUAACAAAAUCAAAUGAUGAACAGUUACUUAAAUAUCAGCAAUUAUACAGAGAAUAUGAGACAAAAAUUCAAAAUAUAAAGGAAGAAAUAGCUCAACAAAGAGAAGAACUCAAUAAAGCCAAAACAAUUAAACAAAACAGGAUUGAAUAUGAUCUCUUAGCUAAACAAAUAGCAGCCGAGCCUCCUAGAACAGAAAUGAACAAGCAAUUGUCUGCACUUCAAAAGCAUCUUAAGGAGUUGGGUGAUGAAAGAACCUUAUUGGUAAAUAAAUUAGACAAACGAAAAAAGCAAUUCAAUGUAUUAUCUACAUCAGCUAAUCAAUUGCAAGUUUGCUUAAAUGAUGAUACAGAGACUAUAGAAAUAAACAGCUCAUUGGAUGAUGUUAAUACUAACAGUCCAGAGCCAAUGUCUGAGUGAUUUCUUUUGAAUUAUUUUAUAUUUUUAGUAUUAAAAAAGAAACAAAAAAUUUAUACAAAUUUGGUUUUCAAUAAAUACAUAUUAGAAAAUAAA
Molecule: messenger RNA, 794 nt
Organism: Diabrotica balteata
Lineage: Eukaryota; Metazoa; Arthropoda; Insecta; Coleoptera; Chrysomelidae
Source: the annotation of a GenBank genome assembly